Messenger RNA from Impatiens glandulifera, 417 nucleotides. Its product is annotated as auxin-responsive protein SAUR68-like. The transcript has a single exon. Gene Ontology annotation, biological process: response to auxin. Lineage: Eukaryota; Viridiplantae; Streptophyta; Magnoliopsida; Ericales; Balsaminaceae. Bases 1 to 417 code for a protein of 138 amino acids. The record is from RefSeq and is a predicted model, not a curated record.
AUGGCAAAAAAAUGGCAGAGAAUGGCUUUAAAUGGAAGCAAAAGAAUUUCUUUUCCAGCAAAAAUCGACGAUGAACGAAGAGAAGUUGUUAUUGCUGACAAGGGGAAUUUCGUUGUCUACAGCAUCGACAAAAGGCGGUUUCAAAUACCCUUGAAGUAUCUUGAGUGUAACAUUCUCAAGGAGAUGCUCAAGAUUUCAGAAGAUGAGUUUGGAUUGCCCGGAGAUGGCCCCAUCGUGUUGCCGUGGGAUGCAGCUUCGGUCAAUCUCACAAUCAACCUCAUAAGUAGAAAUAAUGCGAUUAAUAAAGAAAUAGUACUUGACCGAUCGAUACUCUUGUUGUGUUGCUCUUCGUCUCGUGCAAAUGAACCUAGACUUGUAAGACAAUUAGAACAAGGAGUGCUUGUUGUUUGUGCUUAG